CACAGGCGGCCAGCGUCUGCAGCGGCAGCCUCCGGCUCUCACGGGUUGGACCGGUCAUGGUGCUACGGGCUGCGGUGCUGCUGCUCGGACUCGGGGUGUCGUUUCGGGCAGAGUUCGCGCCACCCACACUGAAUAUCAGCUUGGAUGAAGAUCCAGAAGUGCGAUGGCUGCCUCUGAUCAAAGUCUUUGACGUAGACUACCUGAAUAAAGCCGCCGCAGAAGUCAUUGACACCACAGUUCCAAAAUGGGUGCAUCACGCCGUUGCACCUAUUGUGAUGGCAUUGGAAAAGUACAUUCCUCAGCCUUACGCGGGGGAGAUCCGUGGCAUGGCGUCACAUUUGGGAGGAAACCUUUCAGAUGUUAUAAUUCUCAACUUUGCUUAUGAAAUAUCUGCAUUUUGCACUAGCAUCGUAGCUCAGGAUAUAAAUGGACACGUGUACCACGGCAGGAACCUCGACUAUCCACAUCCUAUUCUGAGGAAUCUGACUGUCAAUGUUGUUUUCUUCAAGAAUGGAAAGGUGGCGUACCGUGGAACUUCAUUUGCUGGCUACGUUGGCCUAUGGACGGGACAGAGUCCUAACAAGUUUACUGUCUCUGGCGACCAGCGAGGCAAUGAACAUUGGUGGAACUGGUGGAAGAACGUGGUGUCUGCUUUCCUCUUUCGGAGAUCCCCAGUAAGCUGGCUGGUUAGGGAGACACUGGAGGAAGCGGAGGACUUUCAGGAUGCAGUGAUGCGUCUUUCCAAAACCCCCAUCAUCACCGGAGUGUAUUACAUUGUGGGUGGGGUGCGUGCAGGGGAAGGGGCCGUCAUCACCAGAGACCGGACAGGCCCCGCUGAUAUCUGGUCACUGGAUCCUGUGAAUGGAGGAUGGUACAGAGUGGAGACAAACUUUGACCACUGGCUUCCUCCCCCUGCCAUGGAUCAUCGGAGAGAAAUAGCCAACAAAGCCCUAAAUGCUACUGGUCAAGAUCACAUCGACAUGGAUACACUUUAUCAGGUUUUGUCGCUGUUUCCAGUCUGCAAUGGAAUUACUGUUUACACAACAGUAAUGAGUGCUGCAGCCCCCGAGAAGUACAAUACACUUGUCAGGCCACAGGGCUGCCAACUGGACUGAGCAGGCAAAAAUGCACAGAUUUUUGCUGCAGUAUCUGAACUUAACAACAUGAUUAUACAUGGUGAUAUGCAGAUUCAUGAUCAUGUGGAAAUUAUAUAAUGAACCAAAUUAGAAGGGCAUUGGUCUCAAGCGUUUCAGAGUGACAGUGCUUUUGUGUCUGGAAUAAAAGAAAAUAUUGUUGUGAUCAUUUUUGUCACCUUAUGUACCUGCAAUUUAUAUGUCAAGCUUAAUAAAAUUUGGUUACUUUAA
This is a messenger RNA of Micropterus dolomieu (smallmouth bass), 1364 nucleotides long. Its product is annotated as N-acylethanolamine-hydrolyzing acid amidase-like. The record is from RefSeq and is a predicted model, not a curated record. Gene Ontology annotation, cellular component: lysosome. Gene Ontology annotation, molecular function: fatty acid amide hydrolase activity. Gene Ontology annotation, biological process: fatty acid metabolic process. The coding region runs from base 57 to 1115 and encodes 352 amino acids. The transcript is spliced from 11 exons. NCBI's taxonomy places the organism in Eukaryota, Metazoa, Chordata, Actinopteri, Centrarchiformes, Centrarchidae.